This is a messenger RNA of Solanum lycopersicum (tomato), 2126 nucleotides long. It is a transcript of the gene SPL, whose product is annotated as SPOROCYTELESS/NOOZLE-like protein. NCBI's taxonomy places the organism in Eukaryota, Viridiplantae, Streptophyta, Magnoliopsida, Solanales, Solanaceae. The record is from RefSeq and is a predicted model, not a curated record. Gene Ontology annotation, molecular function: DNA-binding transcription factor activity.
UAAAGUUUGAAGAAAUAAUUAUAUUAAUUAGUUUUGUGCAAAGACCUUUUUUUUAAUGUAUCACAUAUUACUUUUCUGAUCUAAUUAGAAACCAGCUCAAUAAUUAGUGAUCAUAAAUAGAUAAUCAAUAAACAAUUUAAAUUAUAUAUACUUACCGAGUAAAAUAUUUUUAUACUAUUACAUCAUACUGUCAUGUGUUCCUUAUUAAAUAUUACAAAGAAGGGCUAAUAUGUAAAUAUCUUUGAAUAAUUAUAUCGUUAAUACACAUCUUAAUUAAAUUAAUAAAUAAAAUAUUUAAAAAUUAUAUAUGCUCAAUUGUAAAUUACUUUUUACACGUCAACAACAAAAAUAUUUAGCAAAAUACUACAAGACAAAUUUGGGAAGAAGAUAGUGUAUGAAUACCUUAUCAUUAACUCGUGAAGUUAUUUUAAAAAUUCUAGACUCAAUUUCAUCAAAAUUCAAAUGUAAUAAAACCCAAUAUAAACACCAUAGAAACUAACAAAUCAUUCCAAAAAAAAAAAAUUAAAAAAAAUCUACAUGUACCUGAGAUUUAAAUAAAAAUUAUUACUUUAAACUCAAAUAAAAGAAACUUAAACCACCAGAAAUAACUGUUAAUUUAUAAUUGUACUAUAUAUAUCACUUUCCCUGGUCAGAUUAAAAAAAGAAAUUAAAAAAAAAAAAUAAUCACAUAUUAUGUGUGUAUAAAAGACAACAAGAUCAGUAACAGAUAAAAACACCAUAGCUAGCCAGACCAUGUUCUGUUGCAUUUCUCAUCUGUAGUCUCUCUGGUGUUUUUUCUCUGCACCAAAAACACCUUUCUUACUGCCUCUUCCCCACCCCACCAACUCACAAAAUUUCAACUACUGUUCCAUUGAAAAUGGCUACUUCUCUUCAGUUUUCUUCAGAUCAUCACCCUAUUCCUCAGGAAAAUCAUCAAACAACGAACCAGACCUCAACGGGAGGACGUAGAAGGUCGAGUAAAAAUGGACAGAAGAAGAAGAAGCAACCACAAAGAGGAAUGGGAGUUGAACAACUCGAACGUCUUCGAGUACAAGAUCAGAUGAAAAACAGUACUAUCCAUGGCGUUCAUCAUAAUCAUCAGUACUACUCUAAUAACAAUUUCCCUAAAUUAACUCCUGUUUCAUCAUUUACCGGCGGUGGUAGUGCUAGUGCUGAUCCUGGAAAUUAUAGUAAUUCUAUUUUGAACUCUUCACCAGUACUUCAGUUCCCCAAAUUGUGUGCAGUGAGCCCUAAUGAUUUUUUUAUGCAACAAAAAGUUGUGAAUACUGGGUUUAUUGGAUCUAGUAGUACAAAUCAGUUGAUGAUUUCUUCUCAUGAUCAUCAUCAGUUUCAAUCUCAGAUGAAUCUCUACGGAUUUGCAACUUCUAAGCCCAGUACUGAGAAAUCAAAGGAGCUGUAUCCAAUGCCAAAUCUGUUUAGCAGCAACAACUCUUGUUUCUCCGAUCGCUGCCGAUCAUGCAACAAAAAACGCAUGAUCAAUGGAGAAGAAAUUAGCGUUCAUAUGGAGGACAUGAUCAGAGAAAAGGAAGAUUCUGGAACAAAGCCUUUGCUUCACUCAUACAGUUUACCUAGCCAUCAACAAAAGGGCGUAGAGAUUGUGGCAAUCCAUAGAAAGGGAAGUUCAUCCGCGUUGUCAUCCGAUGAAGGAGCAGUAAUGAUGGAGUAUGAUUUUUUUCCAGAAAAAAUCAGCAGCAAAAGCACUAAUACUUACAAAAGUUGUUUCGAGAAUGAAGCAACGAUGAUGAGUGCUUAUAAUUCACCAGAAUCUUCUUCAUUUGCUGCUGCAGCAGCAGCAGCUGGAAAUAUUAUUAAUGGUGAAGCUUCUUCUGUUACUACAAUAUCUUGGGCUGCAGAUACUACUACUACUUCACCUACCAGUUCCAUUGAUCUUUCACUGAAGCUUUCUUGUUAGUUUUUUUUUUCUACAGAAUCAUUUGAAAAAGUAUAUGGUUUAAUUUCUCUGAAUUUUGUCUUUUCACACUUGUGUGAAAAUUUAUCUGAUGAAAAACCCAAACACUACUUUAUUUUUACCAUUUUGGUUUAUCUGAAUUAGCUAGUACUACUUGUUAUUACUUCUCCAAAAUGGAGCAAUACAUUUUCUGGGU